CAUUUCCCAGGCGGCAUUGCCGCCUUUAUCUCCGUCAAAAAAAAACUGCCCGCCAUCAGUUUCCCCUUUUUCUGCUAAGAAAAAAGCAGCUGGUUUAGUCCGGUCUUGAAGUGUAGAAAUUGCGGCGGCGUUUCGACUUGGCGGGAAUGCACAAAGGUCCUGCCAAAGAGGACAGCGACCAGACGUGGGAAAAACGGGAGCAUCCGUGUGACUUGUCAUCUUAAGAGCGGUCUAUGGUAAGGAGAAUUAUGUGGAAAACACUGCUGCGGAUAGAACUGGGGGCAGCAGGGAACCAGGCCCCUUCUGUACUCCCCUUCCUUCUCCCUGGACUCCGAUAUGGGUCAUCUUCAGCUAUCGAUCAGCAUCACGAGCUGGCCAGGGAGCGAUCCAAGACGGUCACCUCUUUCUACAAUCAAUCUGCCAUUGAUGCAGCUGCUGAAAAGCCCUCUGUGAGGUUGACACCUACCACCAUGUUGUAUUCUGGACGUUCUCAGGAUGGCAGUCACCUUUUGAAAAGCUCCCGUUACCUGCACCACGAGCUGCCGGUCCGUAUUGCUCACCGCAUCAAAGGGUUUCGAAGCCUUCCCUUCAUCAUUGGCUGCAACCCCACCAUCCUCCAUGUGCACGAGCUUUACAUUCGAGCCUUCCAGAAACUGAGUGAAUUUCCCCCAAUCAAAGACCAAGAAUCAGAGACCCAGUACUGUAAACUGGUCCGACAGCUCCUAGAUGAUCACAAGGACGUUGUCACAUUGCUGGCGGAAGGCUUGCGGGAAUGUCGCAAACACAUCCAGGAUGAGAAGAUGAUCCGUUCCUUUCUGGACAAGACCCUCACCUCCCGCUUGGGCAUCCGGAUGCUGGCUACUCACCACCUUGCCUUGCAUGAGGACAAACCAGACUUUGUUGGAAUCAUCUGCACCCGCUUGUCACCAAAGAAAAUAAUCGAAAAAUGGGUGGAUUUUGCCAGGCGCCUGUGUGAACACAAGUAUGGAAACGCACCUCAGGUGCGGAUCAAUGGGCAUGUGGCGGCUCGCUUCCCUUUCAUUCCAAUGCCUCUGGAUUACAUCCUUCCAGAGUUGCUGAAGAACGCAAUGCGAGCUACGAUGGAAUCUCACCUGGAUACCCCAUACAAUGUGCCAGACAUUAUCAUCACGAUUGCCAACAAUGAUAUUGACCUCAUCAUAAGGAUUUCAGACCGAGGAGCAGGAAUCCCUCACGACCACGUUGACAAGGUCACCGAUUACCACUUUACCACUGCCGAAGCGAGCAAUCAGGAUCCCCGGAUGAACAGCCUCUUCGGGAACAUGGUGGAAAUGGGGAACAGUGCCCAGUCGGGCCCCAUGCACGGGUUCGGAUUUGGCUUGCCAACUUCCCGGGCUUACGCUGAGUAUCUGGGUGGUUCCUUGACCCUCCAGUCCCUGCAGGGCAUUGGCACAGAUGUCUACCUCCGUCUCAAGCACAUUGAUGGCAAAGAGGAAAGUUUCCGCAUUUAGAACGGCCCCCGCAACAAGACUGACCCCCUUCCUUGCUUCUGGAGAAAGCUUUAAAUACCUGCACCAAACCCACAUUGGCAUGGAUUCCAUCUCCCUUUCCUCUCACCUGAGAUUCCUAAGCAUCUGCUGUGCUCUCCUCACGAAGCCUUUUGAUCCUUGUGGACACCUAAAUAUGGCGAGAAAGGAACAGAGGGCUUCCUCUCCUCCUGUGUGGUUGCUGUUCAGAACAUUGCUUCCUGAUGCAUCCCCUAGUCCUGCUGCGUUGGUGCAUCUUCGGUGGUCCUUGAGUUGGCCUCUUGAACCCAAGUAGCCCAAAGCGUAUCUCUCCCGUUCCCACAUGGAAGCACUCAAGGCCACCAAGAGCAUCCGUGCAAAGCAGUGUUGUUUCUCCAUCAUUUACUUGCACACUGCCAACCCCACCUGUGGCCUUGACCCAACCUCCUCCUCUGUUGACUUCCGACGCAUUUGAAGAUGCACGGCGAAAGGAGGUUUCCACUGUCACAUAUGUCACAUAAGGGAUCCCAACACAUAGGGCCACUCAGCACUUCUUCCUCUCUAUGGUUUGACUCUAAUGACAGGAUAGGGCAUCUGAAAAGUUCUCCCUUGCUGCCAUCUUAAGAUUUGGAGGUGGGUUUCCUGUUUGGGAGUUAGAAUUUAUCUGUCGGUUGGCAAAGAGUCUUUUCAUGGUGCACAAUGGUGGAAGAUGAUGGCCUAAGGGGAGUAAUUACCAUAUGGCUCCCUUUUGGAAUCCUAGCUAUAGAUUCCAUAACUUUCUGCCUCUUCCUGAGGUAACGUAUUUUAUUGGCGUCUUUUCUCUCUGCCUUUGAUCUUUCGGAUGUCACUCAGCUGACUUUUAAAUCCAGAAUCAGAGUUUGUUGUCUGCUCUUCCCCCCCCCCCCCCCGUUCCUUUCCAUUAGAGGGGGGGAGAUUUAAAAUGAAAACCCAUGAUUUCCUGUUACAAUACUUAAA
Molecule: messenger RNA, 2459 nt
Organism: Thamnophis elegans (Western terrestrial garter snake)
Lineage: Eukaryota; Metazoa; Chordata; Lepidosauria; Squamata; Natricidae
Gene: BCKDK
Product: branched chain keto acid dehydrogenase kinase
Exons: 13
Coding region: 234-1490 (418 amino acids)
Biological process (GO): protein phosphorylation; regulation of glucose metabolic process
Cellular component (GO): mitochondrion
Molecular function (GO): pyruvate dehydrogenase (acetyl-transferring) kinase activity
Source: RefSeq, a predicted model, not a curated record